This is a messenger RNA of Endocarpon pusillum Z07020, 3681 nucleotides long. RefSeq lists its product as uncharacterized. Gene Ontology annotation, molecular function: protein binding. NCBI's taxonomy places the organism in Eukaryota, Fungi, Ascomycota, Eurotiomycetes, Verrucariales, Verrucariaceae. The transcript has 3 exons. The record is from RefSeq and is a predicted model, not a curated record. The coding region runs from base 1 to 3681 and encodes 1226 amino acids.
AUGGCAACAGUCCCUUUCAAAGUCAAAGCAGUAUACGAGUAUUCCUCGCCCCAUGACGACGACCUCAGCUUUCCCCAGGGUCAGAUCAUUACCGUGACCGAAGAGGAGGAUAAUGAUUGGUACUCUGGCGAGUACGCGGAUUCCACAGGAGGAAAGCACCAGGGUAUCUUUCCCCGGAAUUUUGUGGAGAAAUACGAGCCAGAGAUACCUUCGAGGCCUAUAAGACCGACCAGGACAAAGAAAGAUGCAGAGAUUCCAGCGCCCGCGCCCCCGCCGGUAGCAGCGACAACGCACGGCGCAUCGGUAGGUGUAACAGCCGCACAAGGGCGCGAAGACUCUCAAAAAAGACCUGAUGAAGUAUCUAGCCCCCGAUCAGGCAGCUCAGCAUCAGCUUUCCCGACACAACAACCAGCUCGUCAAGUCUCUUCAACCACUGCUUCCAAGGCAUCGGAGCCGUCUCCAACAAAGCCAGCCAACAAGGAUGUUCCGACUGAGAGUUCCGAGAGGCCGAGUGGAGGGUCGUUCCGGGACCGGAUUGCUGCGUUCAACAAACCCGCUGCACCCCCGAUAGCUCCUUUUAAACCAGGCGGCCAAGGGGCAAGCAACACUAUUGGUUUUAUCAAGAAACCCUUUGUCGCACCUCCGCCGAGUAAGAAUGCUUACAUUCCGCCGCCGCGAGAGCCCCCUCCGGCAAAGGUGUACAGGAGAGAAGAGGAUCCAGGUUUAAAUGAAACAGCUGAAGAUUCGGAAGCCUCGAUGCCCUUGCCAGGUGAAAGAGCCGAAGUUGGUGGGGAUGAUCGACCUAAACCAACCAGUCUGAAGGAUCGGAUAGCUCUUCUGCAGAAACAGCAGUUGGAACAGGCUGCUCGGCAUGCAGAGGCCGCGCAGAAGAAGGAGAAGCCAAAGCGACCAGCAAAGAAGCGCACCGAGUCGCAGGAACCCAUUGAGUCUUCAGAAGCAGUUGCUGAUGCUGAUGUGGAAGGUUCCGACAUACCUGAGACCGUUGGCAAGAAAUCUGUAGACUUUGCGGAUGACGACUCUGAACCAUUGGAUAGACAAGGAGGUCGGCUGCCUUCUAUUGCAGCUCACAUGUCAACUCCUCCACCACCUUCUCGCGAGCUCAUGAGCGACACUAAUGAUGCUGACAAUUCCGCUGCUGGCGACACGGAAGAAGCGGACGACACAUCCACAAGUCGAGAGGACAAUCGUGAGACCGGUAGAAGGGCCAACGUAACGACCACACAGGAUGAGCUUGUUAGUGAAGCAGGCGAGGCCGAGGCAAGUGAUGAAGAGGCCCAGGAAGAGCAAGACGUGGAUCCAGAGAUCAAGCGCCGAAUGGAGAUUCGGGAAAGAAUGGCCAAAAUGAGUGGAGGAAUGGGUCUGAUGGGCAUGUUUGGACCUCCAGGUGGCAUGCCUCCCCCCGGAAAGAAAGCGAGGGCCAGUGGCGAGGGUGAGAGAGACGUCAGCGGUACUCAGCUUCAACCUGAAGCUAUAGAGCGUGCACCUCCUGUCCCUGUCCCUGGGAUGUUCAAUGUCAAGAAUCCCGAGCCAAAACCUACCCAGACAGAAGAAGAUAGCUCAGCCGACGAAGGUACAAGGCACACGCAUGCUGGACAACAGGCAGAUGAAAUAGAGCAGUCAGAUGAAGAGAUUGUCGAACCUCCCAAACCACCACCAAGAAGCUCCACUGACCGUGCCCCACCUCCUCUGGCUCAAGCACGCGCUGUUCCCCCUCCACCUCCACGGCAAUCUAGGACUCCACCCCCAACUACGCCAGCGGAACGUCCUGUCCCAGGAGUGCCAUCUUCUCUUCCUCAGGGCCGAGGCGCACCUCCACCUCCACCUCCACCCAGAUCCUCAAUGCCUCUUAGCCCUGGCGAGUUGUCUGACGACGAAAUGUCCCUCCAUGAGAGCCCCAUGUCGCAGCAUAAUAUAGCGGAGGAGACGUCUCGACCACAGAGCAGAGAUGUCCUGCCGCCUUCGACAGCACCUCCGCUACCAACUGGGAGACCUGAAGGAGAAUCCUCCCUUCCAAGUCAAACUUCACCAACCUCUUCUUUGGAGAAAGAGAAGCGGACCAGUCGAGGCCUGCCCCCACUGCCGCCAUCCAGUCCGAUCACAGGCUCCGCCCAGCAAUUUCGAGCUCCACCCCCACCACCCCCUGGACAACCACCCAGUCGAAAAUCAACGUCUCAAUCACGUCAUAUACCCGUGACAACACAGCGGGAGGGAGCAGAUGCCAGUGAAGGAGAGGUGACAGAGUACGAUGGCGAUUAUGACACGGAUAUUGCAUCUAGUGCUAAGCAUAAAGACGCGCUCAAAUCCCAUGCGCGAGACUCGAGUCUCGAUGACGACACUAUAGCAGAUCAGGUAGCUUCCAAACAGAGUGCAAGUCCUCCUGGCAGAGGUCCUCCACCACCGCCAAAUGUCUCGGCACCCCGUGAUGUGCCUCCGCUACCGCCAUCUAUACACACAGGAAAGCAGUCAAGAAAAUCCAGUGACGUGCCUCGAGCCGCCCCUCCUCCUAUUCCACCACCAAAAGAAGCACCUCAAGCGGACGAUGAGAACGCGUAUGACCCAUAUCAAUACCAUGCACCAGACCAUGACAUUUCAUCACCAACGUCAAGUCAACCAUUCUCUCCUGUUAUCAAGCCUCCUGAGCCGGAUGUAGAUGACGACGAGCUUUAUGAUGCAUCUCCACGAUCUGCACGUGCUCCUCCACUUCAACCUGCCCAAGGGCCGCCACCUUCGAUGCCAAUACAGCCGCCUCAUGCUCAGCAGAAUAUCCCACGUCAAUCACUGGAUAUUCUAAGGUCACAGACCGCGGCUCGGAGGUCGGUGGAGGCGCCUCGACCGUCGAGUGAGCACGGAUUCAUGGCCACAGAUAUUGACCUAGCACCCUCAAGUCAGUGGUAUGCACAAACUCCAGACGUCCCACCGCCAUCACUACAAAGUCGAAACGACAUCCUGUACGAGAUUGAAUCAUCCACUUCGUCGAAACGCGGCGGUAAAAGCACCAUCUCCAAAGACAUCUACAUCCUCUAUAUGGACUACUCCCAAACCGUCAUUACCGCCAACUUCGACGCCUCGGACCCCACCAGCGUGGUAUUAGAACAACGCCACGAACGGCCGCCUCCACCCCCACGACAAGACCAACUUGAAAGCGCCUCCUCCCAGUUCGGCACGCGUAUCGCCUCAUCUGUCCCGUCUAAAGCGUCCAUCACCGUAGGCGACGGGACCGCCCACGCUCUAAUCCUGCAUCUCCUCCGGCCCCUCUCGCCUCACGUCCUCCAACCCGUGGGAACGCGCGCCUACGGGGCGCCCGUCUACUCCAACCUGGCCAACGCAUCGACGCAGCAGUUCGACGAGAUCCGCCCGGGCGACAUCGUCACGUUUCGAAAUGCCAAGUUUGCCGGCCACAAGGGUGGUCUGCACACCAAGUACAGCAUGGAAGUGGGCAAGCCGGAUCACGUGGCCGUGGUGGCGGACUGGGAUGGCACCAAGAAGAAGAUUCGGGUCUGGGAGCAGAAGGGGAAGGAUGGGAAGGAGAAGGACGGGGCGGCCAAGGGGGCCAAGGUGAGGGAGGAGAGUUAUAGGGUCUCUGAUUUGAAGAGUGGGGAGGUGAGGGUUUGGAGGGUCAUCGGACGCGGCUGGGUGGGUUGGGAUGGAGGUCCGAAAUGA